Molecule: messenger RNA, 9902 nt
Organism: Pocillopora meandrina
Lineage: Eukaryota; Metazoa; Cnidaria; Anthozoa; Scleractinia; Pocilloporidae
Source: the annotation of a GenBank genome assembly
AUGGCUGUAGUAGGAUUUCGUGAGAAGAGGAAGUUGGCACAAAGAGCAGACAUUUUUGUUAGAUUUGAGGCUAAAGAACGAUAUAACAAUAUUAGACAAAUUUUAAAGAAAGAUCCUUCACUGAGAAAUGACGAAGAGAUCCAAAUGAUGGCAAACUCCCAAGAAAUAGUCCAAGAAAUCGAGAAGAGAUCUUGGCGACAAGAGCAAGCCAAGCGUCGAGUUGAAGAGGUGAGCUUUGUAUCGAAGAGUUUGUUCAUCCUUUUUCUUUCCUAAGAUUUAUUUUUAAUUUUUUACUUUCGUUUGACCUUGGAAAAUAGGUGCUAGAUCCUCCAGAUGUAUUGGAUCAAAAAACAACUGAACUUGCCGAAGCGAUUAUUAAGGCAAAAUGUCUUGUUGUUUACACUGGUGCUGGAGUGAGUACGGUAGGUUCCACUGAUGGUGAAUCGUUCUUUGCAUUCAAUUUUUCUCUUUUUCAAUUUUUUUUCGUCAAAAGAAUUAAACGAGACUUUUCCUUUUUCUCCCAGGCAGCUUCGAUCCCUGAUUACAGGUUGGUGAAUGCUAUGUCGGAAUAACACCGUUUUAAUAUCGUUGUAGAUCCUCUAAAUGCCUUAGUUAUAGUAUUUUAUGAUAUUUAUAUGAUAUCUCCUAUUUUGAUUUACAUGUUAGCUUACAUUUAAUUUGUAUAACAACUAUAGGGGCCCUGACGGAGUCUGGACUCGUCUUUCACGAGGAGAAAAUAUAGGGUAAAACACGAUGGAGUUUUUAUUAAAUAGUAUAUGUUAUUAUUAAUUAAUUAAUGCGAACGGGUUUCUCAUUUAGCUAAUUUAGCAGGUAAUUCGAAAUUUCAACUUAUUAGGAAUGUUGAUUUGAAAAAAAUGGAUUGUUUAAUUUUCUCUUCAUCCCCUUGGACCUUGGAAAAUUCUUUGACAAAGAGAAGUAAUUAUCAUGAAACUGUUUACAUCUAAUGAAAUUACUACAGUUAUUUUAAUAGUUAAAGAGAAUUUAGUCAUUUCUUGUGAUGCAUACAGUUCCAUGGAUUUCUAGCUUUAAAAUCACUAAAAGAAAAGUUUAAUUUGUGAAAUUGUCUAGCCCAGGCAUGGUUUCCAUCUGAGUGGAUUAGUCCUGAAGAGGGGGGUACCAACUCCAUUCCAUAACCCAUUAUUUCCAAAUCUCACUAACAAGUGGUCAACUCCCAUUUUCAUCAGCAGAAUUCAGAAAAUGUCACUGUUUCUCUUGUUAGCCCUUUUCUUGUGAAAUCUAGAAUUACCACUUUAACCUCUUCCUCUUGGCACAUGCAUAGCAAUUUACUUAGCCCCAUUUAAGUCACGUUUCCCAUAAUAUAUUUCCUCAUACAGGGAUCUGCUCUGUAUUGCAUGAUCAUUGCAAGUCUCCUCUAAGGACUCCAAGGAUUUUUUUUUGUAAAUUAUUUAGCCUGCAUAUUUUUUUCAGCUCUUAUAAUCUGACAGAUGCUGAUCCGACGUUAACUCAUAUGAGCAUUAUAAAGCUUUAUCAAGAAGGGCUGGUUAGUGUGUAGCUUAUCUUCCAAUUGCAAGCAAAAAUGAUAGAAGUGAACAUUUUUCUUGUACCUCAGUUAACCCUUUCACUCCCACAAGUGAUCAAGACAGAAUUUCUCCUUACAAUAUCAAUACAAUAUCAAGCAGGCAAGUGAUGAGAAUAGAGAGGAAUGUCUAUCAUGGGAUGAUAAGUUGAUCCAAUACCAAAUUCUCUGAACUAACAUCAUAAGAAUUGUAUGGCAGAUAGUAAGGAGAAUUACUAAUUAGAUCUUGGGAGUGAAAGGGUUAAAAACAAGUCAUUUGAAAGCAUGACCCCAUUUUUGCAUGACUCAGGAAACGUGGUUGAGUUUAAGCAUUAUGUUUAGGGUGAUGAAAAACAAUAAAAAUUCACCGUAAUUGUAAUUUAAUGCAAGUAAUUUAAUCCUUGUGGUGCACAAACUACUGGAAGGAGAUUGUGAAUGGUUCAACUUUAACCCAGAGCCUUAGUUGUCAUUCAUAACCUCUCUUUAGACUUUUGUAGCAGGGAAUACACUGAAAUUCACCCUCUUCUUCUGUUUUGCUGAACUAGCUUUGAACAAUGGUGCUAUAACCAGUUCAAAAUUUUUGGAACACCUUGAGCAAAAAAAUUAAAGUGCUGCCCCCCUUCUCAAAAAAAAUUAAAUGCUGCCCCACUUCCUCAAUUCAAUGUUGUUUAUCUAAGUUUUGUACAUGGUAAUACUUAGCUACCAAUAUUGCAAAAGGGUUAGUGGAUGAUAUAUUAUACAGGAUCACUUUGUGAACAAGCCACACCAUGCACAAUUGGCAUAUGAUACUGGUAUAGGCCAUUUAUAUACAUCACACAGUUUAGAAAACCCUCCUAAAUUAAUUGGUAAACAUUUUUUUUUUACACCUCAAAGAAGGAUGUUUUCGCUACAUGUGUGCAAAGAGUAUUUCAGAAAUCUUGAAAGUGAAAUGUGAACUAGGGAAAAAAAAGAAGAAACAUGGUUUCUGAAUGAUUUUCAACCCAAAAAACUAUACAAACUGAGCAAAAGUAAGAAAAUGAACCAAAAUUUGACUCUGGUUUAUUAUGCUCUUAGCCUUGCAAGAAUUGAUGUCUUUCAGCCUGGUGAUAAAUUAGCAUUAACAUUAAAAAAAAAAUCAGAAAAAAAGAAGGGAUUUUCCAGAAGUGGCUUCUAGAAGAGGAUUGUAAAAACAAAAUAAGUAAAUUUCUUUUGGUAUAUGGCUGAUGCAGAUGAAAUGAGUGGUAAAGAAUUCAGUUUUGCAUGUGGUGAUAUCAAUACCAUAGGACAAUGUUCUUGCAUUUUAUUCGGUUGUCCUGCAGAUUUAGUACUUUCAUGAAUGUAAAACUUUUGAGUUCAAAAGAGGAAUUCUUCCAUGUGGCCAUUUCAUUUUAUUUUUCAGGUGAAACAUGUGGUGUCACAGAAUUGUGAUGGCCUGCAUGUCAGAAGUGGUCUUCCACCGGAAGCUUUGUCUGAGAUCCAUGGGAACAUGUUUGUUGAGGUGUGAUUGAUCAUCUUAUUACCAUGCUGAAUAGUGUUUCUAUGAAAUGAUGACUGAUAGGCUCUAAACACAACAAAUGGAUCAUAAUGGUUCUACUUGUAGGCAACAGUGCUUAAUAGUAACCAUGCACAAUAUUUGUUUAAAGCUGUUAUAGAUGACAAUUCAGCUUUUGUAUUUUGGAAAAGAUAAUAUCACACAUUAGUUAAAUGAAAUAUUAUAUUGCCCUGGGAGGACACUUGUCACAGGGUUGGAGCAUUCUGAUUGUUUUAGUUUCUGAACAAGUAAAUAACAAUACUAUCAUUCAUUUUUACUGCAGGUGUGCACAGAAUGUGAAGAGAAGGACAGAACUUACUAUCGUCUAUUUGAUGUGACAGAAAAUACAAGACUGAGGAGGCAUCAAACAAAUCGAUAUUGUUGUGAAUGUGGCUCACAGCUAAGAGAUACCAUAGUUCAUUUCGGUGAAAAGGGUAACCUGCAUUGGCCUUUAAACUGGCAAGGAGCAUUAGAGAAGGCCAAAAUUGCAGAUUGUAUUCUUUGUCUGGGAUCCAGCUUAAAGGUAUUUAUGGAAAGAUGAACUUUUGGUUUUUUUUGUACUAUAUUUUAAUGUACAAGAGGAGGUGCAUUAUUGGGAGCCUGAGCCAGAUAUUCAACAAGCAAAAACAUUCAUCAUAUUAACAAGACUCAUACUGAAGUUUCCACCAUAAUCUUGCUACCUUUGCCCAAAUAUCUUAUUUUAAAAUACUUCACCAUUCAUUUUUUGUUUCCAUGGUUUGAAUGAAAUGUAAAGAUACUGUGAACUAGCUUUCUUUUCCACUGUCCACACUCCAGUAUCUCCAUAUAGUUUCUUGGAGGCUGAGAUGUGUUGUUCCUGAAGGAGAUGAACUCUACCUAAAGUACAUAGUCUGGUCAUUAAUAAUUGAAAUUAAAAAGACUCAGCAAAUCAAUUGAAUUAACUUGCAAUAGAGGCAUCCCAAGCCCACAUCUUGCAAACAGGGAAAAGUAAUCAUCUGUUCUCUCAUUAAGUGUUCCACAUUGUAAAAUUUUGUCAGAAGGCGCUGCAUGACAUCCCAAAAAAUGGUUGGGUUUAGUCUGCAUGACAUCAGUCAUUUCAUAUGGUGAUCUCUACAGAAAAUAUAUAAUAAACUCAAUGAUCGUUAACUUUUAAUACCCUAAAUCCACCCAUUGGUAGGCAGAUAUAAAAGGUGUAAUUACCCCUAGUUCUCUUUGUUGUCUCAAGCAAUUUGGUAAGCUUUGGGAUGGAUGAUCCCCUCUUAUCAGCAGCAAACCCCUAGGAGGAACUGGCCAUUGUAAAUAAAAUAACUAACUUCAUGUUACCCCAAACCCAAAGGCAUUCCUGCCUGUGGUGCAGGCAUGAAAAAUGAAAAAAAGAGAGAUUGUGUAGGUCAGUCUGUGCUAUGGCACCAUAGGAAUGUUCAAUUUGCACAGGAUGAACCUUGUUCACCAACAUGGUCACCAUUUUAUCAUUUCUAAUGCCUGUGAUGCUAUUUGGAAACAAUCUCCAGAAAACCAAAAUUCUGAAACAGGCUAGUUGUAAGUUAGUUUUAACAAUAAAGCCUUCACUUUCUUAAUGUGUUUUUGACUUUAUUUUUCCAAAGGUGCUAAAGAGGUACCAUGCUUUAUGGGGGAUGAGUAGAGUGAAGACAAGGAGACCCAGCCUUUAUAUUGUUAACCUACAGGUAAUGUAGCAUUAUGACUGGUAACUUGAUGACUUGAUAGUGUGACAGUACAGUGAAAAUAGUGCCAUUUCUCUAAGGUUCACCAAACUUAAAGACAUUUUGGAUCAUCGGGUUUACCAACAAACCAAAGUGGUCUGGGUGACAAAUUUUCAGAAGAAAUAUGAAAAUACAAACUCUUUCUGUUUGAUUUCCUAAAAUUUUCUUUCUUAUAGCAGCUUUGGCCAUAUGUGUACUUCCAGAUGUAAUUUGUCUCUAGGUUCUGGCUAAAAGUCAGUUCUUAAAUUGUGUGUAUGCUGGGGAAUGGGGGAUGACUCAUUUAAUUUUUGUAUUUUCCUUAUUUUUUAAUAUUCUCUCCAUGGCUUUCCAUAUAUGUACAAUUACAUAUGGAGAUAUUUGUUUAUCUAGUUGUUUGUUUUUUAUUUAUUUAUUAUUUAUUUAAGCAAUAGAACUCAUAUUCCAGGGUUUUAUAUGUUAGGAGAACACAAGGAGAGCUUCGAGAGUGUUCUUCCAACAUCCAAAGUGGAUUUAUAAUGUUUUAAGAAGUAUUCUGUUGCUUGUAGUUGCUGGUUUUCAUUAAAGCCCAUUACAAAGCAUGAGAAACCAAUCACCUUGCCCAAAAGAAAAUGAAAAACUUACAAUGACUGAAUUUAUGAAUGAAAUCUUACCAAGGAUCUGAGUAGAAAUUAAAAUAAAAUGGCAGAAAAAAAAUGUUAUAAAUUAAAAUGAAGGCAAAAAUUUAUAGAAAAAAAAAUUUUUGCCAAAGAACUCCUAAAUCUUGACAAGGAAAAUGGAAAAAAAUCCAAGGGAGAGCUCUACAUGAAAAAUGAGUAAUACAGUAGUUUCAGUAGGAAUUAUAUAACAAGUUAUCUUGUCUAUUCAAUAUUUAAAUUUAGUGGCUUCAGUUACUUUGAUGAAUAAUCCAAAAAGGCACGGAGUUACUGAAGCCAAAACAAAAAUUUUUCAGACUGCUUUUGCCACUAAAUGCUGCCUCAUACUCACUAUGAGCUGUUUUUCAUAAGUACAUGUAUUUGUCAACUUAUUUAUUGUCUAAAAUUAUGUCAAGUAAAUGUUUUGAUGACACUAUGAUGUAGAGAAUAUCUCCUAAGAGGAACUUAGCACAUCAGCAAAUAAACAUCUCAACAAUUUGCCAAGUGUAGAAGAAAGAUUUUUGUCACAUAAACUACAGUGAUAUACAAAGAUUUCCAGCCCUAAGAAAAGCCCUAACAACACACGUGAAAAAAUACUAUAUUUUUUUCAUGUGUGUUUGAUAUUGCCAAUCAGCUGCUGACAUGUCACUUGCCUUUUGCAUCAAUUGGUCAGGUUGAUGAAUGAAAGGCAAAGCCUUCACCAUUCUCUGUUCAUGGAUGUUUGUCAGAAUUUCCUUGUAGUAUGGCUGCUAAAUCAUUGAAAAUGGCUUACAGACAGUAAUGUUCAAACUUUCCUAGAAGAGAAAGAAAACCACAAUUUGAAAAGAAAACUGAAAGUUAUGUAUUCAUUGACUUGUGUAAUGGCAUUUCUCGUGGCUGAGAACGAAAAUUGACAACUGGAAGAUUUGCCACAGGUCGAUUUUAGCUUUGUCAUGGAAAGAUUUCUAUAUGUAAUGAAAAAGUCAACAACUGACAAUUUUGUUUAUUGAAAAUUAUGUCCAUUGUUGUUUUGUAGUGAUGCAGUGCUUUUUUUUUUCAUAUUGAGCUUUAUCACCGAUGCACUUUAUGAUUUUUUUUUGGGGAUUGUCGAUCCUUUUUUCAUUUGUAAAUAAAGUCAACUUUCCUCAUCAGUUUAGGGCUAUUGUGUUUAUUUGAUAAACAAAAUAAUACAUGGUUACUUGUAGAUAUGGAAUAUCUCUUCUCAUGUUCAACUCGACAUCUCACGUGUUUGCUGUGCUCACUUGUAAGCUAUCGAGUUGAACACUGGAAGAGAAAUUCCAUAUCUACAUGCACUUAUGUAUUAUUCACUAUACAAGCCACAGUCAAAAUCUUAUUUAAACAGUAUAUUACCAAAUAGCCCUUAAAUUUACAUGGACAGAAACACCUUGAACUACUUUCUCCUACAUUGUAUAGUGUCCCUUCAGUCUUUGAUUUUGAAAGCAAUUGAGUGUAUGAAAUACAGGUUUCAUUUUAGUAAUUGUUUGCUACAUUUGCAUUGAGGUGGAUGUAACAUGCACCAUUUGAUGUGGAACUGUAUCUAUUGCUUUCAUCACUAUCUGCUUUCAAGGCCACAAUCGAUACCGUCAGAGUAUCAGUAUAUAAAUCUAUCAAUUUAUGUGGUUUGGAGUGAUUAAAUAAUUUUACACAUGAUGCAUGCAAUUUAAUUAAAUUUCUGUGAAUUUUUAAGUGCUUCCUGUUUUGAUCAAAAUUGAAUCUUUCACAAAUCAUAUUUUUACACUUCAGUGGACUCCAAAGGACGACCUUGCGGCACUAAAGAUCAGUGGUGAGUUUCACACAUCAACAAAAUGUUGAUGAGUUGUAUUACUUAUAUUGUAAAAUAUUAUUACAUGGCUUCUCAUAGAGAAUAUGUCUGUCAAAAUUUCAUCGCCAUCAAGUGAUCAUUGCCUGGAGGUGCCAACCUCUGAAAAUCUAGUUUAUGGAGAUGUAUGAUUUGCAAUUGCGUUUUCCUUCACAAACAACUAAGGGUAGUAAAAAUAACCCUUUCACUAAUCACCCAUAUGCUGGUAAUCGGGUAGCAAAUUUAUGUCUCCAUAAAGAAAUGGCCUCAAUACUCACAACCUGUUUCUUAGGUCGCUGUGAUGAUGUAAUGGAGAGAGUUAUGGCUAAACUUGGACUUGGUAUUCCCGAGUAUAAAAGGUUUGUUUGGCUCUGUACUUUUGUUUAUUUUACUCUAAAUGUCCUUGAUCUAAGUGAACUGCUAACAGGAGUUGUGGAUGGCCAUUUUUGUACAAGUAUACAGAAUACUUUGUCAUAUUUUGAACAGUUUGUCUUGACAGCUUAUUCACCAUGUUUUCUGAUACUUGUAGAGGAGUGUUAAUGUCAGAUUUUUGCAUAUUUUUGCUCUUGUUCUCUUUUCAUUCGCAAAGUGAACAUUUUUUAUGAAAGCAGGAGUAUGGUUAUAUUAGUUUUCCUUUUUUAGCUCAUUUCAAUGUCUCCUGGUGAUUACUUUGACCUCCCUUUACCACUACUUCUAGAAAAACAUGCUUAUUUAAGUUGUUUUUCAGUUUUAUUUCCUUGGUUUCCUAUUUACAUUGUGGCUUAAGGAAAAAUAAAUUGUUUCUUGUAGUAUCUUUUGGGGUGACAUAUUGAUGAAGAAUGUGCCAGUGCCUUCCAAUGAAUUGCAUGAAUUAUGUGAAAAUUAUUAAUUUUUUAAUGUGUUAAGUACCCCAUUUACCCUCAGAUAGGACACAGUUUAAACCAGAAAAGUAAGAUAAAAGUUAGGGUGCUUCUUAAAUGGAGGUGAAAGUGUUUUGACACCUCGUUAUUAUACAUGAUAGCUCAAAGUUUUGUCUUACACUUUAAUUGUUGUAUAUUCAUUGUAAGGCAACAGUCUUUGUAUACAGAGGUUUCUCCUUCUUGGAGUUGAUAACAAACUUCUUAGUCUCCAGCCUUAAAACGAUAUAUUUCGGAAUAUUCUAUUUGUGACUGCAGCUUUCCUUUUUGUUACUGAGUGAAAUUAAAGAUAGGCAGCAGUCAAUUCCGUGGAUUUUAAAAAGCAUACGAUUAUUCUGGUCUGUUUAAGUGUUUAAAAAUAGCUUAUACUAAUCGAUCCAAACGUUAACGUCAACUCAAAAUAAUUGAACCAAACCAAUCAGCCAAUUACCCUCAACUGUUUCCACGGCUCAUGUUUCAUAUCAGAUCAUAAACAAUCGCAAUUGUUCAAAAUAGUGUUGGGUUUGCGCCUAAACUUGAAUUUUUUUUGUUCAACGGUGCCUAGAAUAAACUCUGAAAAGAAGUUUUAUGAUGAAAAUUUGCCUAUUAAAGGUGAGAAGCAAUUGAAAGAACUAAAGUAAAUCCUGAUUGCUCCAGAAGCUUCUAAAACGCAUGGAAUCACUCAAUGCCAUUACUUGUUUUCUUUUUACUCCAUUACUCGUUACUGAGUUACUCUGUUUAACAACAUCCCAAUUAUAGAGGGAAGCCCGAGUGAAGGCCACUGUCGCCUUUCGUUCAUUUUAUUCUAAGCUGGCUUUAUAAAUUUUACAACUGUUCUUUGUCAGUGGGUUUCAUUACGACAGCUGCAUGAUUUCUGAUCACAAUUUACUAAUUAUCUUUUCAAAGUUUGGGGGUGUGGCUUAUACACGGAUGCCACCUAUUCGCGGGUGAAUUCGGUACAUAUGUGAUUGUAGUUCACCUAUAGCCCAUAAAAAGCCAAAGAUGACAGUUACAAAAUGUCAUACACUCAAAAAUUCAAAACAGAUGAUGUAUUUUUAAACUCUUUAAAUAGAUGAACUGGUUUUUUGUAAUAUUCAUUACAAUUCCUCUGCAAGAUUCUUUACAAUUCUUAAAAAAAUAGCUCUUUGUUUUGCAGAAAAUACAUGGUCGUUGUGAGAUGAACUGACCUAUGUUUUUUUUUUGGUUGUCUUGUAGAUGUAAAGACUCUCUUUUUACUCUCUCAACGCCACUGAGGACCCAUGAAUUGGACACUUUUAGCACCAAAUGCUUAACUGUUACAGUCCAGCAAUGUAACCAGUCCCUUGAAUAUGUCAAAACUGACACUGUGGUAACUGAAGGACUAGAAUGUAAUAACUGUGAGGACAAUAACUCGUCUUGUUGUAAAACUGAGAAAGGUGUUCUCUCAAAUCCUAAACAUCCAGGUUGGUUUGGUAAAGGGUUCGCAAAGGUCAAGAAACCCAGAAAGAAAAGGAGGCUGAGAUGAUGAAUACUCGUGAGCACUUAAUUGUGGAAUCAUGCAGUUAGUAUUUCCACAGAUGAAUUUGGUCUUUCGAGAAAAACCUGUUUCAUUGCGAUGUUUUUUGUCGUCGUCUAAUGAGAAGGCUUCUAAUGUACACAUAUUACAAACAUAACAAGAAUGGAAAAUAUAGCACAGUGGUCAAACAUCUAGACAUAGGCGAGCGUUUUAAUGGCUUUGAGGCUGUCUUAGCAAAGCUGUCUCCUAGGAGAUACGAAAAACCGCACAAGCCAGUUAGUCACAGUGUUUUUUAAACCAAUAAAGCUUAAAACAACAUGAUAAAUCAUCAGAAUAUCUGUAAUUGAGUGAGCUUUGUGUUCAAAAAGUCUCCGGG